GUCGUUCAUGGGCGGGACUUGAGUGUUUACUGUCUCAUUGACUGGUAAUCGUUGGAUAUGUUGACAAGAUGGAGUUCUUGCUGGGAAACCCAUACAGUACUCCGGUGGGACAGUGCAUUGAAAGGGCCACAGAUGGCUCCCUGCAAAGUGAAGACUGGACCUUGAAUAUGGAAAUAUGCGACUUAAUCAAUGAAACAGAAGAUGGGCCUAAGGAUGCUAUACGAGCUGUGAAGAAGAGGCUUAAUGGGAAUAAAAACUACAGGGAGGUGAUGCUUACACUGACGGUUCUUGAGACAUGUGUAAAGAACUGUGGCUAUCGGUUCCACGGACUCGUCACCACCCGGGACUUCAUAGAUGGCCUUUUGGUGAAAAUUAUAUCUCCUAAAAACAACCCACCGGCUAUAGUGCAGGACAAAGUACUAGCUUUGAUACAGGCAUGGGCAGAUGCCUUCAGGAGUAGUCCAGAUUUAACAGGAGUAGUCCACGUCUAUGAAGAAAUGAAGAGGAAGGGUAUAGAGUUUCCAACGUCUGACUUGGAGACCUUGUCCCCCAUUCACACACCACAACUGCUGCAAAGUGCUCCAGAGAUGGACCAGCCGAAAUACAGUGCCCCAGUCCAGCCCAAGCCACAGCCUCACCCUCACCCUCACCCUCACCCUCACCCUGCCUCCGCUCCUCCCUUCUCUGCCCCUGUGACUCACACUUCCCCACCGAUGCCCAAUCUGCCCAUCAACCCUUCCCCAGAACAGAUUUGCAAGCUGCGCAGUGAGCUCGACAUUGUGCGCGGGAACACUAAGGUGAUGUCGGAGAUGUUGACAGAGAUGGUUCCCGGUCAAGAGGAUCCAUCUGAUCAUGAGCUUCUGCAGGAAUUGAACAGGACGUGCAGGGCCAUGCAGCAGAGGAUAGUUGAGCUCAUCUCACGCGUGUCCAAUGAGGAAGUCACGGAGGAGCUCCUGCACGUCAACGACGACCUCAACAACAUUUUCCUACGAUAUGAGAGAUACGAGAGGUUCCGAUCUGGCCGAACUGCGCAAGGCAUAAACAAUGGGGUGGGUUGUGUCCUGAACGAGGCGACAGAAGAUAACCUGAUUGACCUGGGACCGGGGUCUCCUGCGGUGGUCAGUCCCAGGAUCAGCGCCACUCCUCCGUCCAGUCUGCCUCCCUCCGUCGCUGCUGUUCGCUCUGCCUCUCCAGUCACACUCUCCUCCAGACUGGCGGUUUUGGAUGUGGGUUCUGACAGUGUGACUGGCACCUUGAGCUCUUUGACUACCUGUCAACCCCAAGAUGACUUUGACAUGUUUGCCCAGACCAGGACUGGUACCAUUCCUGAGCGGAAGAAUGUACCAUUCGAAGACACAAAGGCUUCAAGUGGAGUGGCCCCGACUUUGGAUGUCAGACAGCAAAACACUGGGGCAGCUCUUGACCAGUCCUCUGUCAUGGAUGACAUUGAGGAGUGGCUCUGUACUGAUGUGAAAGGAGAUGAAGGAGAGGAGGGUGUGACAAGUGAAGAGUUUGACAAGUUUCUAGAGGAGAGAGCCAAAGCAGCAGAGAUGGUGCCCACACUGCCGACCCCCCCGAGUGACGAGCUUCCUGCUGCUUCCGGUGCUUCUGCCAGUGCAAGUAAAAAGCCAGGCAGGUCCGAGGACGCCCUCUUUGCCUUGUAGAUAAGUGUCAGAUCCUCAGGGGCGGCCCAGCUCUGCUCAUGUGGCAGUGGUGGUUCUGUCCCUUUGCAGAUCCAUCAGCAUCCCCUCUUUCUCUCCUGCUUCUCCAGCACAAUCAACAGUGAUCAGAACUGUUUCAUGAUCUAGACAUUUUCAUAAUGGACUUUUUCUUACUUUCCCAAGUUUUCAUUCCAUUGAAAAUGCUCCACCGAGAACUCCCUGCCUAAAGCAUACUGUUCCGUGUGAGUUCGAGAGGUCAAUGUCUAUUUUUUUAAUUGAUAUUUGUGGUAUAAAGCAAGACAAUUAAUGUAAAAGUCUAUUACCAGAUCCGGCCAUGUCUAAUUUUUGUGUUCACUGUGGUCCUGCAUGCAACAGCUGAAUAAUCCUAUUUCUCUUUCCUCAAGGAUAAUCUGUAAAGGGAGCUGAUAAUUGUUACUAAUUUUUUUU
Rhinichthys klamathensis goyatoka is the source of this 2108-nucleotide messenger RNA. RefSeq names its product target of myb1 like 2 membrane trafficking protein (gene tom1l2b). The record is from RefSeq and is a predicted model, not a curated record. Lineage: Eukaryota; Metazoa; Chordata; Actinopteri; Cypriniformes; Leuciscidae. The coding region runs from base 69 to 1664 and encodes 531 amino acids. Gene Ontology annotation, cellular component: membrane; endosome. Gene Ontology annotation, molecular function: ubiquitin binding; clathrin binding; phosphatidylinositol binding. Gene Ontology annotation, biological process: signal transduction. The transcript has 15 exons.